This is a messenger RNA of Microthlaspi erraticum, 525 nucleotides long. The record is from the annotation of a GenBank genome assembly. NCBI's taxonomy places the organism in Eukaryota, Viridiplantae, Streptophyta, Magnoliopsida, Brassicales, Brassicaceae.
AUGACUCAAGGUGAAACAGAAAACAAAAGAAAGAAAAAGACGUUAGUAAACACAAAGACCCUCCCCCGGACUUACUUCACACCGACCCUCCGCAUCGCCGAGGACAUCGACGAGAUGUUCCACAACCUAGGGAUCGGUCGAGUCAUGUACCAGCAGCACGAGUCAUAUCGGAAGGCGACUUGCCUUUUCCUUGCCACACUCACAGACGAUCCCUGCGACGACGGCAAGUUUACAUCUGACGGCAGUGACGGCUACAUCACCUUCUGGGCCACUCGACGGAGGCACCACCUUACCUACAGAGAGAUCGACCGAGCUCUCUCUCUACCGCCGGGCAACCGCCACGGUCUCGACGUCGACCGCGCCGAGAUGACAGCACUCUGGGGGACGAUCGCAUUUGGGGACUACUUCUCCUCAAGUGCGAAGUCUUUUCACAUCAGGAGCCCGCCGAUCCGCUACUUCCACAAGGCGAUCGAUUACAUGAUCUUUUGUAUGUUUUUGCAUCUUCAAUUUCUAAGAGAAGCAUGA